AUGUCGUACCCUUUGCCACACUCAGUCCCUGUACUCUCUUUUGAAUCUUCUAAAACGCGCACGAGAAAGAAAGGGCACUUCGAAACUCUGUGCGCUUCCUCCUUUCAGCAUCCCAAUCUUCAACAAGAGUCGGAUAACGAAGGCAAGAGACAGGUGAUUUUGGUGGAGAGAUAUGGAAAUGGAACUGCUAAAAGGUAUACGUUAGACGACAGCCUGCAACUAGAAGGUUUUCUUGAGCAAAAUGGCUCUGAAAAUCGUAGCUUCAACGAUUCACAUGUGUCUGAGGCUCGUUUGUCCUGGCUUCCGGAUUUUCUCAAAGGAUUUAUUCUGCCUGCUGGCUUCCCAGGGUCCGUUUCAGAUGACUACUUGCAGUAUAUGGUGUUACAGUUCCCUACCAAUAUUACUGGGUGGAUAUGUCACACUUUAGCAGUUGGUGUUGGCUCUUUCACAGGAACUUCUGCUGCUGCUUCUGCUGCUGCCAUCAGGUGA
Dovyalis caffra is the source of this 489-nucleotide messenger RNA. The record is from the annotation of a GenBank genome assembly. Lineage: Eukaryota; Viridiplantae; Streptophyta; Magnoliopsida; Malpighiales; Salicaceae.